AUGUGCCAAGAGGUCGUCCAACAAUGCUGCCAUUGCGGUGACAAUAUUGGUAUCUAUACCAUCCCUUGUCACAGCUGGUACGUCGAGGCACAAAUGGCUCACCGCGAGCGACGACAUAUCCCGCCAACAUGGGACUGUGACUAUCGUAUGAAACAGUUCCAGCCUAUGCUCACAGGUUGUCACAAUAACGAUACCUGCCUCUCGUGGUUUGGAAACAUCCUCCCGGGCUUUGGGGGCGCCCGGAAUGAAGGCCCUGAGAUCAAACUGGCCCGUGAAUAUGUGGCUCAUGAGAAGUUGGAGGAAUGGGAGGACCAGUUUGCUCGUGAGUACUUCCAGAAGAAGCCUAUUCCUCCUCGCAAGAAGCCCGAGGGUUUUAUGUCCUUGAUUCGCCAGGAUAUGAUGGGAGACCUUGAAUCUGUCACAUCUUUCGACGGUCUCGAGUCUUCAGAUACAGAUACAGAUACAGACUAUGGAGAAGGGAGUAGUAACCAACAUACUAGUCCUGAAGACAGUUAUGAUGCUGACAGCGAGAACUCAAUUCAAGACAACAAUAUAUUCAACGAUGCCGCCUCCAACAAGACCUCUGAGGUUGACCCCGAAGAUCUGUUCUACGGUGAUGUCCCCGACCGUACCCGUGAUGUGAAACCCAAAGUCGUUCAAGCGUAUAACGGGCCGGCCGUCUCUAUCAUGAGCCUGUUCUUGUCUAUGAUGGACUUGGGACGUGAUGGUGAUUUCGUUGAAUGA
Fusarium subglutinans is the source of this 744-nucleotide messenger RNA. RefSeq lists its product as uncharacterized. NCBI's taxonomy places the organism in Eukaryota, Fungi, Ascomycota, Sordariomycetes, Hypocreales, Nectriaceae. Bases 1 to 744 code for a protein of 247 amino acids. The transcript has a single exon. The record is from RefSeq and is a predicted model, not a curated record.